This is a messenger RNA of Schistosoma rodhaini, 4951 nucleotides long. NCBI's taxonomy places the organism in Eukaryota, Metazoa, Platyhelminthes, Trematoda, Strigeidida, Schistosomatidae. The record is from the annotation of a GenBank genome assembly.
GGAAAUCUCUAAGGGUCGACCUAGAGGUUGUGGUUACAUAGAUAGCAACGUGGCUAACUACUGCUAUGGAAUAUUUGUAACAGACUUUCGUUCGAUAAAUUCCAAAGUUCAAGCAAAUAUGGAACAGCCGUCUGAGGCAGCAAACCUCACCGUUAACGAAAAUUUUAACACUUAUAUGACCAACAACGAACAAAAACAUGAAAAUAACAGUAUCCAACCCAAGGAUAUUCAUAUAUCAAGUACUUCAGUAUCUGUACAUCAUCGUCGCAAGCGGUCGCAUAUAUCAUCAUUGUCGGGGCCUGUGCAUGCAGUUAAUCAUAUAGAAGCACCUACAUAUGGAGAAUAUGGGUUUCCAUCGUUAAAAGAUCAUGUUGACAUUGUAGAGUCAGCAGAUGAGGAAAAUGUACUUCUUAGUUGCAAUCCUGAACAAUUUUUACGUAGUGACUCAACUCUUGGCGAAAAAUCCGUAGAUUCUCUAAAGCUUGCUAAACUUGAUCCAGAAUUUCGUGAAUUGAUCUCACGUUAUGUCUGCUCAGAAUAUGUAGUUCAUUGUCUCGAACUGGCAGGCUUUUGUACACCGUAUGUUGUCGCCCGACUAGAUGAUCAUCAGUUACAGAGGCUCGAGACGUUUGUUGGACAUGCUUGUUCGAUUAUGAAGUCAAUUACCUUACGGGAGCAUUUCGUAGGGCCCAUUUUUGCUAAUGAUCCAUUAAAAUUUAAACUACCUUCAGGUGCUGCUUGUGGAAUUCUUUUGGCUGCACACGAAAUUCGUCGGAGGUAUCGUCGAUCUCAAUUAUCAAUAGAGGGUAGAAAUUCUAUUGAUGAGGAUAUCAUAAUUGUCCCAGACUCAUGUGAUCAGAGUUUCAGUGAUAUAGGUUGUCAAACAGAUUCUUCAUUGUCUCACUUAAUAUCUUCAGCAUCUUCACUGCCUGUUACUUUGGCUGACCCAUUACCAAGCAACUUUAUGGAAAAUUCGGAUUCAACAUCUCCAACAUCGGUGGUAAAUUUGACGUCGAAAACCUACUUUCCAGACUCCCCGAAUCCUUUACGUAGGUCAGAACCAACGGUUCCACCUUCUGAUGGACCAGCAGUGAUCAUGGCUGCUGCUCUCCAAGCUGCCGCAGCUGCUGUGAGUGGAAAUGGACACAAUAAUAUCACAUUGUUUUCUAGUGCUUUACCCGAUGAAAACAGCUUAACCACACUCUCUGGUUUAAGUAGCUGUAACUCUGGUGAUAAUAAUCCUGUCCUUCACCCAGGACCUAGCAUCUCGCCUGUUUCAUCACGUAAUACGACUCCAGUGUCAAACAUGCCUCCUGUCACCAUCACAUCAAAUGCUAUACCAUCUCAUCCUAACUUUGUGAUCAGUUCCUCUCCAGUCGGAUACGGAAAUGGCUUAUUUGAGAACGAAAGAGUUAAUCUGGAGCGAUUGAAACAACAUUCUUCAGCUAGUGCAAUCAGGUUAGCAUCACGACAGUUUGUUAACGCUUACCUAAUGCGUGGUCGAGAUUUCGAUAUGGAAAUGGAAUUAUCGGUGACACCUGAGGGUUUUAAACGUGUUACUGGCAUAUUUUAUUGUCAUCUCUGCAGAGAAAAACGUGAGCGCACAUCAGCCGUACGUUUUUCCAUAGCCCGCAACAGGUAUCCAGUUUUGAGUAAUGUAUUAUCGCACUUAAAAACACAUUUUCAUUAUCGGGGUCAAACGUUAUCAGGAUUACAGGCUACGGUCACCCAACAAACCCAGAAUGUACUUAAGCCGGCUAAUGCGCUAAAUGAAUCUUUUAUUGGAGAAGGUUUAGGUCAGUCUCCAGGACCGUUCAAUAGUUCGAGCUGUCGCACUGAUUUUACGGUAGAACAUACAACUAAUUCAUCUAAUACAUCGCUUCUGCCCACAUCUAUUUCUCCUAAGAAAUUUCAGUUACAAAUGAAACCUGAACCAGGAAACUACGCAUAUAAUAUUGAAGCUGAGGGCAUUGAAGACUCUAGUUCUGUGCAUCAGAUUUUCGACAGUUUAUCUCUGUCAAAUAGAUUAAACUCACAAAAUACCAAGGGUUCGUCUCCCACUCGAGGUUUAGAACUCAAAGUCAUUAUCCCAUCGCGACCAAAUACAGAUAGCCAGUGUAAUACGAUAACUUCGUGAUGUACAUCUCAUAACUUUCCCCCACAAACAUGAUUCUCAUGUUAUGAAUACUGACAUCCUUAUCCCAAAUAUUUUUUUCAAGCAUUAACACAUCGAACAUGUACGCAAUGUUUAUUUAGCAUUUCUAUCCAUUCCAUAGAGGAAAUUGUGUGUAAAUACCAAUAGUUUAUUAUCAUCGAUAUCCAGAUAAUAGUGUGUAUAUUUGUAUAUAAAUCCUUUUAUUGAGUACUCAAUCUUCCUUUGUUUUUAUAGUUUAGAAGUAUUUUUCAUCUUAGAAUAAAAUCAACAGACGAACAAUUUGAAAUCCCAAAACGGAAGAAAUACAGGACUCAUCAGAAGUGCACGGUGAUGACCUUAUACGGGAUCGAAAUCCUGAGGUCCCAGACACUGCAACACAAUGUUCAAUUACUGAGGAUUAGUAAAUCUCUUCUCAUUUAGUUAUAGUCAUUUACCGGUAAGAGCGUUACACUAGAGUAAAUGCAGUGGUUCCGAAUGCUCAGAAUGUCUGAACUACCUCAAAACCCACAAAGAGUGAAACUACAGCGAACUAACAGUCUUGAAAAUGACUUUGCGAACACAAAGUGCGAACUACAUACCACAUCAGCAGAAACUGAUUAUCAUCAGAUCAAACGACAUUCAAAUAUAUGAUAGAACAUUCGGUUCAGCACCAUUUCGUUCACAUGAUUGUUUCUUUGAAAAACUUUACUUUGCAAACGAUCGUUGUUCUAGUUCACCAUGUACUGACUCAGAUAUGUCAAAUGGUUACUGUUGGCUUAAUUCCAGAUCUUUAACAAGUAGUAUUUAUGGAAGUAGCAACCCAUAUGGAUUCGUAUUUUUCCAUCCAACUCACCAGUGUUUAUUAGGUCUACAUCUACCGAAUCCACCGUUUUUAAUCGCUCUACUAGUGCAUAUACAAGAAGCACCUUGGGCAUAUCAUUUACCGAGUAGAAUUUUAUUGAAUCUAGGCAAAAUGUCACAUUAUUAUCCAACUACUUUGUUAUCCGAUCGUGAUCGCAAGAUUUUAUUUGAUUGUAAACUAGACGGAGAAAGCUUCUUACAAUUAUUCACUAAUAUAAAACCAUUUAUCUAUCCAGAUUUCAUGACAUUUACGCCUAAACAAAGAUGUAUCCCAUUACCAGAAUUAUUAUUUCAUAUAAAUGGAUUCUAUGCACAUUUGAAUGUAGUUAAAAGUGAAUCGGAUACGAAUAUUACUACACAUAAUAAUGGUAUCGAAGAUGUAAUUGUGGAGCUUCUAAUACCCAUGUCUUCAUGUGCUUCUGUGGCUAGAUUUCUGGACUCGAGUGUUAUGGAGUCAAUGACAUUUGCCCUAUCAGCCGAUUGUAACCCGAUGUCCGAUUCCCAUUUAGUUUGUUCGCAGUCAAAAAUACUACUCAAGGAGUCUAAAGACAACCACAAUAAGUUAAUUUGUCAGAAUGUGACCAAUUCACAAAUGGUCUCAAAUCUAAAUUAUUUUACUGAUCAAAAUUGUUCUCAGACCUUCGAGACUGAAGCUAUUUCAAUUGAAAAUACAAGACUCAAGGUAUUCAUUAUAUUUAUUGGUUACGCAAAGCUUAAAACUUAUUGCCCAUUUCACCCAACGCAUCAGUUUUAAUUGUUGAGAUUAUAGUUCAAGGUCCUGUUACUUUCUAAAACACGAUUUGUCCUAUGAUUAGUUACUCUGCAAUAUAUAUAUGCAACUAUUUAUUUAUUUAUAUAAACAUUGAUACAUAGGGGCACCAAAAUAUAUGUGCGCCAUACAAUAAGAAAUUGAUCUGUGACCAACGAGCCCCCAAUGACCACCCAAAGAGAAUGUUACCCAUGUAAGUUUCUCACUGAUGAAACCUUUUACUUUAAUGCCAGGUAAAUCACUGUAAAUCGGAGUCCAGUAGGUGAAUUUUCCCUCCACUCUGGCACUAAAUGCGACACAAACGCCAGGAAAACCGGACAUAAAUACCCUAGAGCCUCUGGAUAAGCGCAGGUAAAACAAUCUCUCCGAACAGCAGGCUCAUUCCACCCUCGGCCGUACCAGGGCAUUUGCGGGCUUUAAACUCAUAUCACGCCUAUUUCCGAAUAUAUUUUGAAAGCACAUCAAUGGAAGAUUGUCCCACUUUCAUCGCAGAGGUAUGAGUGUGGAUUUAGGAUUUCUGCUAAGAUCGUUCAUUUAUUGAAUACGUUAGACCUCAUUCGUAAUCCUAACAGAACUUUAGUUUCAUCACCAUUACCUAACGUUAGCGUUUUUGAAUGAUAGUUGGUAUAGGUUUGUGACGAAAACCCUGUAGGGCUAUAGCCUUUAUUCACAACAGUAGCUCAGUUCCUAGUAUGGAAACGUAACAUUUUUUUCUGUACGAAAGGGAUCGUUUAUCAUAUGCAAACAACUAUUCGACUGUAGUUUUGUAGUUUUUAAUGUUAAUAGUUUUGAAGCUAGGCAGUUUUUUCCGGUUGGCUGCUACGUCACUCAAGGUCGUCAAGACAGCAUGCCCCUACUGUAAUGUUUACUACUUAUACGGGCAGAUAUAAAUAGUAUGUAUUAGGAAUUGAAAGUAUAAUUAUUACGGAAGUGGGAAAUGAGGAGAAAUGGAAAACAGGAAGCAAUUGAAAUAAAAACAGGAACAGAAGAACAAUAUAGUUUGUUAGGGACAACUCAAGGAAGAUAGGCAAAUAAUGUAUUGAAUGCAUUGUUCCCAUAUUUUGCAAAUACUCUGAUUCUUUCUGCAUAAUGCAAUAAGUUAGCUUAGUCCCACUAAGUCAUUGCACUACUGUAGUGUGGUCUACUUAUAUCCAUAUAAGUAGUAUAUAGUGAUGGUCAGACAUAGA